AUGGUGGCCGCCGCCCGGAGCGCGUGGCCCCCGCCCGGGCUGGGCUCGGAGACGCCAAGUCACGUGAAGCCGCUGUGCCCGGAGGGCGGCCGCUGGCACACGGCGAACAAGCCGCUUGGCUACUUCGAGCAGGUGCCCCGGAUCUUGCAGGACCACCCGGACCCCGGAGUGUACAACGUGACCACCGACGUGCAAAAGAAGGAUGUGGGCCGCCUGGUGUACAAAUACGAGAGCGCCACCAUACAGGAAUCGAAGGAGCUGGUCAGGAAGAUCGCCGGCGGCCGCCACGAUGUGCCCGGCCCCGGCACGUACGACCUGCCCGACCUGCCGCCGGUGAACCCGAGCGUGCCCGAGCUGCGCGGGCGGGAGCAAGGUGCACCUUUGCCACCACCCUUCAACUACAACUGCGCGCCCAACUAUUCGGGGAGCUACUCGAACUUCCAGCCGGUGCGGCAGUCGAACUCCGCCGCGCAGAUCUGGGGCAACGGCGUGCGCCGCAAGCCCGGUCAGGGACCCGUGCAGAGCCGCACGCCGACUGGCGACGGCCAGGCAGACGCCGUCGGGGGUCAGCCGUUGGACGAGGACAACGCCGUGCAAUGGAGGCACGGAGGCUUCUCCCAGCUGAAGCGGCACAGGUCCGAGGGCACCCUGCGGCCCGCCGAGCACCCCCACGUGGAGGGAGCCAAGCGGCAGUACGAGUCCCUCAACAGGGACGAGCGCGGCCGCAACACCUUCUUGCCGAUGGCCUCGAAGAGGACGGACUCGCUGCCCGUGUCCGUCAGCGCCUCGUCGGCCGAGUUCCAGAGGUUGGAGCAGGGCAAGUGGCAGCUGAAAGUGCUCGCCGAGAACAUCAAG
Messenger RNA from Prorocentrum cordatum, 855 nucleotides. The record is from the annotation of a GenBank genome assembly. NCBI's taxonomy places the organism in Eukaryota, Dinophyceae, Prorocentrales, Prorocentraceae.